UGCUCUGUCGGAAGCUUUUCUGGUUGGUCUGUCAGGAACCGUCACCGCUGAGGGUGGUGGACAUAUAAAGGAGGGGUUCUGCUGCUGGAGACACAUUUUCUUUGAGUCUCGAUUCAAGAACAGAAAUCAGCAAAAUGAGUGGCCGCGGAAAAACCGGAGGAAAAGCCAGAGCUAAGGCCAAGACCCGCUCUUCCCGUGCAGGACUCCAGUUCCCUGUGGGCCGUGUUCACAGGCUGCUGCGUAAAGGCAACUAUGCGGAGCGUGUUGGUGCCGGCGCCCCCGUCUACCUGGCGGCUGUGCUGGAGUACCUGACCGCUGAGAUCCUGGAGUUGGCUGGAAACGCUGCCCGCGACAACAAGAAGACCCGUAUCAUCCCCCGUCACCUGCAGCUGGCUGUCCGCAACGACGAGGAGCUCAACAAGCUGCUUGGAGGAGUCACCAUCGCUCAGGGCGGCGUGCUGCCCAACAUCCAGGCCGUUCUUCUGCCCAAGAAGACCGAGAAGCCCGCCAAGAAGUAAAACACUGCUGCACCAUUUACAGCAAAACCAAACGGCUCUUUUAAGAGCCACACACUACUUCAACAAAGAGCUUUUAUCACUACUUCACUUAAACUAUAUUCAUAAAAGCCACUUUACAGUUUGAUAUAAGCAUUUAUUCUCCAUCUGUACAAUCAUAAAUAAUUGAUCAUAAGUCACCGGACAUCAAAUAUACCAAUGCACACACAAACCAUAUGCAAACUGUGUCUAUUGAAAUGCAACAGUAUAGUGCGCUCGUGUCAAAAUAGCACAGCAGUGGUUGUACUUUAUGAGGUUGUUGAGGAUAGUCAAGCUGCCUCAGAAACUGAUAAUUGACAGUUGUUCUAUUCAGAGCAUCAUAACACAUGACACACUGGUAUGGUUCAACAUCAUUACCAAGGCCGACAGAAAAGCUCUGGACAGCGUCAGGACAUUGGCACAGGAUUUAAUACAAUCACAACCUCCUCACUGUCUGACAUAUAUCAGGAUAGAUGCCGUCAGCGUUUCAU
Molecule: messenger RNA, 1024 nt
Organism: Mugil cephalus (flathead mullet)
Lineage: Eukaryota; Metazoa; Chordata; Actinopteri; Mugiliformes; Mugilidae
Product: histone H2A-like
Exons: 1
Coding region: 135-518 (127 amino acids)
Cellular component (GO): nucleosome
Molecular function (GO): structural constituent of chromatin; DNA binding; protein heterodimerization activity
Source: RefSeq, a predicted model, not a curated record